ACCAGUUAAGACAAAUCCCAGCAUAGCUUUUUGUACAAGGACCAAUGAAAAGUCUUUUUACAAAAGAGCAACCUCGCUGAUUGUGCAACAACAAGAAACACUUUCGUUUUGAACCUGAAAAAAUUAAAUCUUAGUUUAAGAACAUUUCUGUCUGGAUUUUGUGUGAACUAUGCCAAGACAACCAAGAACCUCUGCAAACAAAGUGAAAAAUGUAUCAAAAAAGGAAAACACAUCUUUUCAAGGGAACAAAGGUAAUGAUGAUCAGCAUAUCCCAUGGGCUGAGGGUUUCAAACUGCCGUCGGAAAAACAAUGCGUAGACGCAAUUGGAUUUCCUGGAGAAAUUCCAAAGGAGUUUUCUCCAGAAAAAGACGUGUUUCAUCCUAUUCCCAAACCAAGCAAUAUUGAUGAUUGGCUUGCGCAGUACAAUGAAGGAGGACAGACAUAUAAACAAUUCAUGUCGGAGUGCCCAUGGUUGUCCACAAGGAAAAGGAAAUAUAUGUCAAACACGUUCAUUUCAGGUGGGAGAACCAUGCGUGAUAAAUAUCCUGGUGGCAAAAUAUAUGUUGUUCCAGUUGGUGAUUUUAGUGAUAACAGCCUUUUUCACAAUUUGUUGAAAUACACGGAAGACUUCCUUGGGCUUCCAGUUUUGCCUUUAGCUAAGAUAGAGAUCGAACUGGAAGGAGACGCAGUUUUUUGGGUUGAGGAACCAUUGGCUGGGUCUUCGGGUAGGCGUAUAAGUGAGAGAAAGAAACGCCAUCAGCUAAGUAGCCGCCAUACCUCUAAACAUCUACAAGUUUGUGUGGACAGCAACCUGAUGCAGCUACGGAAGCUGCUGCCUUCAGAUGCCAUUUGUUUGAUUGGUCUCACAGAGUUCGACUUGUUUGGUGAGGAAUCUGACCUGUUUGUUGCAGGCAUGGCAGCAGGAAAUCAUCGGGUAGCCAUCUUUAGUCUGUAUCGGUAUGAUCCCUGUCUCAACUUCUCCAUUGAGCAUUGGUUUGACGUUACAAAAAGUAAAAGCAUGCCAGAAGUUGACAGAAAGAGGGUCAUUCUUCAGCGUGGAUGUAAGCUUUUAGUUCACGAGAUAUGCCACUUGCUUGGCCUAGAUCAUUGUAUAUUCUUUGAUUGUUGUAUGAAUGGGUCUGGACAUCUUACAGAAGAUUUCCGCCAAUCCAUGCAUCUCUGUCCAGUGGAUCUACACAAACUGCAAACUCUUGUUGGUUUCAAUAUUAUUGAACGAUACAAGAAUUUACAUCAGUUUUACGCCCUGCAUGGCUUUAAAGAAGAGGUAAACUGGACUCAGCGCCGAAUUAACAAGUUGUGUGGUUGAUUAACUUGAUUUAUGCAUGUAUACUUCUGUAUUGAAUCCGUUAUGCAUAAUACGGAUUCACAGAAAGUUCAGUUGUGCCAAAUUGCAUGUCUUUAAUAAAUAUACUAAAGUUUAUCAUGUUAUGUCUUAUGGUUGUAGGUUUACCAGGAUUGACUCCAGAAGGAUACCUUCAAUAUGUCAAAGUUGUCUACUUAACUUUGCUAAAACAAAUUCUCGCAUUGUGAUAAUCAGGUUUUUGUAUACCGGUACAUAUUUAUGUUCAGCUCUUGUGUCACAUAUAUUUAUUAUUCUUGAUAUGUAUUUAGCUAUUUAUACCAUGUUUAUAUUUGUUUGUUGGUCUAUAAUGAUUAUGUUAUAAUUAUGGAUAUAUUUACAGCGUUAAAAUUGGUCUGUGAUUGAUUGAUACCAAAUAAAUUAUAUUCCUGUUUUAUAAGGAGACUUUGCUUUAAA
Molecule: messenger RNA, 1777 nt
Organism: Dreissena polymorpha
Lineage: Eukaryota; Metazoa; Mollusca; Bivalvia; Myida; Dreissenidae
Product: archaemetzincin-2-like
Exons: 2
Coding region: 170-1327 (385 amino acids)
Biological process (GO): proteolysis
Molecular function (GO): metallopeptidase activity
Source: RefSeq, a predicted model, not a curated record